AUGCGUAAGGACACUCUGAGAAUCAACGAGCUGUCGGCGAAGCAUUUAAAACGCAAAGACGCGCUCCUGACGGACAACCACGUCCUCGAGACGGAGAUCGUCGGCGAGCUGAAGGACCUGGAGGUGGCCGCGGUGGAGCUCGAGGGCAAGAUCGAGGCUGCGGUCGAGGAGAAGAGGGUCACGCUCGCCAACGUCGUCGAGGCGGAGCGUCAGAUCAUGCUGUGGGAGCGGAAGAUUCAGGCGCGUUCUCCUCACACUGGUUCCCAUACGACGGCGUUCGCGUGGUGA
Molecule: messenger RNA, 288 nt
Organism: Micromonas pusilla CCMP1545
Lineage: Eukaryota; Viridiplantae; Chlorophyta; Mamiellophyceae; Mamiellales; Mamiellaceae
Exons: 1
Coding region: 1-288 (95 amino acids)
Biological process (GO): axoneme assembly
Cellular component (GO): cytoplasm
Source: RefSeq, a predicted model, not a curated record